Oldenlandia corymbosa var. corymbosa is the source of this 2192-nucleotide messenger RNA. NCBI's taxonomy places the organism in Eukaryota, Viridiplantae, Streptophyta, Magnoliopsida, Gentianales, Rubiaceae. The record is from the annotation of a GenBank genome assembly.
CAACUAUUCUGUUCUCUCAUUCUUCAGAAUUCAAAUCCUAGUACAUUUCUUCCCAACAAAAAAAAAAAAAAAAAAUCCUAUCCCAAUUUGGUUAUGGAAUUUGAGCAUCUGAGCCUUUGGGAAGAGAAGGUGAAGCAACAAAACGAUCAUCAUCCGCUGAAAUGUCGGCAUCAUCAAGCUGGACCAUUCCAUGAACUCGAAAAGGAUAUAUUGCCCUGCAGUAGUAGUAGUAGCACUACUCAAUCUGGUUUGAAGAAACUUCAAUGGCUUCGGUCACAGAUAAUCGGCCGCGAUGCUGAAUUCGACACCCCAUUUGGAAAACGCGGCCUAACCUACGCCGAUCAUACAGCUUCAGGCCGUUGUCUUCGUUACAUUGAGGACUAUAUCAUCAACAAAGUUCUUCCUGUCUACGGUAACAGCCAUACUAGUGAUAGUUAUGUGGGAUGCCGGAUGACAAAAAUGGCGAAUGAAGCCAGUAAAUAUGUAAAAGGAUGCUUAGGAGGUGGAGAGGAAGAUGCAGUAAUGUUUUGUGGCUCAGGUUCGACAGCAGCAAUUAAAAGACUUCAAGAAGUUAUGGGAAUUUCAGUUCCUUCAAUCAUAAGGGAAAAAGUCUUGAAAUGCCUAAACAGUGAAGAGAGAUGGGUAGUUUUUGUUGGCCCUUAUGAACAUCAUUCUAAUAUACUCUCCUGGAGGAGUAGUUUGGCAGAAGUAAUCGAGAUCGGGUUAGAUGAAGAUGGCCUAAUCGACAUGGAUGCCCUAAGGUUCCAGCUCGAAUGUUAUAAGCCGAAAAAUCGCCCUAUGCUUGGUUCUUUCUCGGCUUGCAGCAAUGUCACCGGAAUCUGUUCAGACACUCGGGAAAUAGCCCGGCUUCUGCACCAAUACGGCGCUUUUGCUUGCUUCGACUUUGCAGCAAGCGGUCCUUAUGUGAAAAUCGACAUGAGAUCAGGGGAAAUGGAUGGCUAUGAUGCGAUUUUCCUUAGCACACAUAAAUUCUUGGGAGGUCCAGGCUCUCCAGGAAUCCUCCUGAUGAAUAAAUCCCUGUAUCAGCUAAGCUCUUCAGCUCCAUCAACCUGUGGCGGUGGAACCGUUGAUUAUGUCAAUGGUUUCAACAAAAAGGACACUUUGUAUGUGAAGAAUGUGGAGGAAAGAGAGGAAGCAGGAACUCCACCAAUCAUCCAGAAAAUCAGAGCAGCAUUAGCCUUUUGGACAAAAGAAUACAUCGGACACGAUGUGAUCGAAAAGAUGGAGGAAAGCUACAGUAAUCAAGCACUUGAAAGGCUUUGUUCCAACCAAAACAUAAAGGUUCUUGGAAAUGUGACUUCUAAGCGGCAAGCGAUCCUGUCAUUCCUCAUUUACACAACUUCUUAUUCUCCCUCGGCGGAACUGAUUGAGAACCCGGAAAAUUCCGAUCUUUAUCUGUGGAGAGAAACCGGUAACAAAAAGGACAAGCCACUUCAUGGUCCUUUUGUUUCCAAGCUGCUAAAUGAUCUCUUUGGCAUUCAGGCCAGAGGUGGUUGUGCUUGUGCAGGUCCUUACGGACACACAUUACUCGGAAUUGACAAAUCGCAAUCUCUCGCUUUGCGAUCUGCCAUUCAAAUGGGAUACAAUGGCGUAAAGCCGGGGUGGACGAGGAUUAGUUUCCCAUACUAUAUGUCCAAGGAAGAAUUCGAGUUCAUUUUGUCUGCAGUUGAGUUCUUAGCUGUGUACGGACAACGAUUCCUACCUCUGUACAGCUUCAAUUGGAAAACUGGUGCUUGGAAUUUCAAGAAAAAAGCAUUCAGGGAAGCCAUUUCAGGACAGGAAAACAUUCACUGUGAUUUCCAGGGAACAUCUUUAUCCGACAUGAUCAAGGAGUUGAAUAUCAGAUGCAACAAUGUUUGGGAUGGAGAAACUCAUGGGAAGAUUCAGGAUUACUCGAACUAUCUGGAAGCUGCUAGAUACAUUGCAGGAAUCCUUCCAAAAUUCCCACCUCAAUCUUUCAUUCCAGAAGAAGUUGAUCCCCGGAUUCUAAUCUUUAGAGUUUAGUCCAUUUUAUUUGGUCCAAAUUUUUUUGGGAUGAAUGAAUGAAAAACUCACUUUGUAAACUUGACCUCUGCAUAUCUGAAGCAGAGGUAAAGACACAAAUUUUUUUUUUUUUUUUUUGCAUUAAUUUGCUAAUAUUUACGUAUUAGAUUUUGAUACCUAUAUUUAUU